AUGAAGCCUGAGGGCAGGGCUGACCACAGGGCCGCCACCGGAAGUAGGCCGCAACCGGAAGUAGGCCGCCACCGAUCACGUUCCCCCCACAACAAAAUGGCGGCGCCCGGGACGGCGGCUGGAGCAGUCACAACCACAGCGGCGGCGGCGCUGGUGCAGUAUGUGGUGCUGCGGGGAGACCUGGCCAGGUCAUGGUCGCUGGGUGCUGUGGUGGCCCAAGGGUGUCACGCCGCUUUGGCCGCCGCGCAUGCGCACUGGCAGCACCCGGACACCCGGGCCUACCUGUGUAUGGGCGGCGCCAUGCGCACUGUGGUGCUGGAGGCUCCGGAUGAAGCCGCUCUGACCACGCUGGCACAGACCCUGAAGGAGCACAGCAUUGAUCACGAAGUGUGGACAGAGCAACCCGAGAACAUCCCCAGCUGCCUGGCGCUCAGGCCCUACCCAAAGGACCAAGUGCACCCACACCUGAAGAAGUUCAAGUUGCUCAAGUGACCCCUGCUUUCCUGCCAGCCCUCCUCCUGCGCCACUGUUCCGCUUGCCUCUGGGUGGAAGCAUUGUGCUAAUGUCCAUCAGCCUUCUUGUUGUGCAGCAGCAGUUAAAAAGUGGAAAACGGAUCUUUGCUGGAGAGGAUUAAAUAUUCUUUGCAUCAUGUCACCGUGA
Messenger RNA from Coturnix japonica (Japanese quail), 660 nucleotides. It is a transcript of the gene PTRHD1, whose product is annotated as peptidyl-tRNA hydrolase domain containing 1. The record is from RefSeq and is a predicted model, not a curated record. Lineage: Eukaryota; Metazoa; Chordata; Aves; Galliformes; Phasianidae. Gene Ontology annotation, molecular function: peptidyl-tRNA hydrolase activity.